GCAACUCAGCACGCACUCGCAGCAGUCAGCAGGCAUGUACCAAAAGUGGAGGCUGACGACUGCGAUGAAGUCAUAUUGAAGAUGUCUGCUCAUAGUCGUAUUCUUCACUCUGGCUCUUUUGUUCCCUUUUUGCUAUAUAAAGAGAGUAGUAGUCUCGUCAAAUAAUAUACUAAAAAAGGUAACCGUGGAAUUCGAAAUAAAAUGGAGAGGAAUUUGCAAUAUUUUGAGUUAAAUACUGGAGCAAAAAUUCCUUCUAUUGGGCUGGGGACAUAUGCAACUUCCCCACAAAUUCUUGCUCCUGCCAUCAAGUUUGGUUACCGACACAUUGAUUGUGCUCAUAUCUAUGGAAAUGAAAAGCAGAUUGGCGUUGCUUUAAAGGAGCUGUUUGAAGACGGCAUUGUGAAGCGAGAAGACUUAUUUAUCACCUCCAAACUCUGGAACUUCGAUCAUGAGCCAAAAGAUGUGCCAAAGGCACUAGAUAGAACUUUGAGUGACCUUCAACUUGACUACUUGGAUCUAUAUCUUAUCCAUUGGCCAGUAAAGGAGAAAAAAGGAGUACCUGACAGUCCUGACAAAUACAUUCCAACAGACAUACCUAGUACAUGGAAAGCAAUGGAGUCGCUUUACGAUUCAGGUAAGGUCCGAGCCAUUGGAGUUAGCAAUUUCUCUGCCAAGAAACUUGAUGACCUUCUUGAAGUUGCUCAUGUUCCUCCUGCUGUAAACCAAGUUGAAUGUAAUCCUUUCUGGCAACAAGCAAAAUUGCAUGAAUAUUGUAGAUCAAAGCACAUACAUCUAUCCGGAUAUUCACCAUUGGGUCAUCAAUCUUCUGAAGCAAACAAGAAAGGGCUUCUUUUCGAUCCUAUUCUCAAUGUGGUCGCAAAAGAACUAAGAAAGUCUCCUGCACAAAUAGCUCUACGUUGGGGGCUUCAGAUGGGUCAUAGUGUAUUGCCGAAAACCUCAAAUGAAGCAAGAUUGAAAGAGAAUUUGGACAUUAUUGAUUGGUCCAUACCUGAAAAUUUGCUGUGUAAAUUUUCUGAGAUUAAGCAGGAAAAAAUUGUUACAGGCAAGAAUAUGGUGCACGAGGCAUCUGCAGGCUACAAAACUGUUGAAGAACUAUGGGAUGAGCAACUCUGAGUUUUAACGUUUAGAAAUAUCCCUUCUAAAGUGCUACUUUGUGUUUCCGUGUCCUAGUUUAAGAACUCUUACUGUAUUUCUGGAAAAUAAAAUGUCUCAUCUUUUUUAUUCUCAAA
Messenger RNA from Beta vulgaris subsp. vulgaris (sugar beet), 1250 nucleotides. Its product is annotated as NADPH-dependent aldo-keto reductase, chloroplastic. The coding region runs from base 202 to 1134 and encodes 310 amino acids. Gene Ontology annotation, cellular component: cytosol. Gene Ontology annotation, molecular function: aldose reductase (NADPH) activity. NCBI's taxonomy places the organism in Eukaryota, Viridiplantae, Streptophyta, Magnoliopsida, Caryophyllales, Amaranthaceae. The transcript is spliced from 7 exons. The record is from RefSeq and is a predicted model, not a curated record.